GUCAAUAUACACUUUAAAGGUGAGGAUGACAUCCACGGCAGAUCGAGUGGCCCAUCAGCAGAUGAGGGAACAAGGCAUUGGCACCAACCAGCAAGCAGUGAAGUUCUCCCAGCAGGAUUAUGAGACUCUGCGCCAGCAGUGUCUGCAGAAUGGAUGCCUGUUUGAGGAUGCCUGCUUUCCAGCUGAGCGCAAAUCACUGGGCUACAAGGAGCUGGGACCAUACUCAUCCAAGACCAGGAGCGUUGUGUGGAAGAGGCCAACGGAGCUGUGCUCAGACCCAAAGUUCAUUGAUGAUGGAGCCACAAGGAUGGACAUUUGCCAAGGAAUCCUGGGUGACUGCUGGCUUCUGGCUGCAAUAGCCUCUCUGACUCUAGACGAGCAGAUCCUGGCUCGUGUGGUGCCCUCUGGACAGAGUUUCACCGAAGAUUAUGCCGGGAUAUUUCACUUUCAGUUCUGGCAGUUUGGUGAGUGGGUGGAUGUGGUGGUCGAUGACCGUUUACCCACUCAAGACGGAAAGCUGCUGUUUGUUCACUCAGCGGAGGGCUCAGAGUUCUGGACCGCGCUGCUGGAGAAGGCCUAUGCUAAGGUGCAUGGCUGCUAUGAGGCCCUGUCAGGAGGAAACACUAUUGAGGGUUUUGAGGAUUUCACAGGAGGAAUCGCAGAAGUAUACACUUUAGACAAGGCUCCACCAAAGCUCUUCCAAAUCAUGAAGAAGGCCCUGAGCCUGGGUUCACUGAUGGGCUGCUCCAUUGAUAUCACCAGUGCUUAUGAGACAGAGGCAGUGACAGCUCUCAAACUUGUCAAAGGACAUGCAUACUCAGUCACUUGUGCAGAAGAGGUUAAUAUUAGAGGCAAACUGGUUCAGCUGGUUCGGAUCAGGAACCCAUGGGGUCAGGUGGAGUGGACUGGGCCUUGGAGUGAUGGUUCCAGUGAAUGGAACAACGUCAGUAAGGAUGAGAAAUCAAAGUUGAACCAUGUGGCUGAAGAUGGAGAGUUCUGGAUGUCCUAUUCAGACUUCAUCAGGCAUUUCUCCAAGCUGGAGAUCUGUAACUUGACCCCAGACACGCUCACGAGUGACGAUGUGAGCCGCUGGAACCACUACCAGUUUGAAGGGAUGUGGAGGGUCGGCUCCACUGCUGGCGGUUGCCGCAAUCACGCAGCCACAUUCUGUUCCAACCCUCAGUUUGUGGUGCGUCUGGAGGAUGUGGACGAUCAUCCUCUGGAUGGGAAGGAUGGGUGCACCUUUCUGGUGGGGCUUAUGCAAAAGGAUGGACGACAGCUGAAGAAGCUUGACCGCAACCUUGAGACCAUUGGCUUUGCCAUUUAUAAGGUCCCAGAUCAGUACAAAGGCAGCAGCAAUGUUCACCUCGGUCCGGAUGUCCUGCUGCGAGAGAGACCUGUGGCCAUGAGCAGCGCCUUCAUCAACACACGGGAAGUGUGCGACCGCUUCAAACUUCCUCCAGGAGAAUAUGCCAUAAUUCCCUCAACCUUCCACCCCCACAAGAAUGGCAACUUCAUCCUCAGGGUGUUCUCAGAGAAGAAGGCUACAGCCAGUCCACUGGAGAAGGACAUUGAUGCUCAAAUAGAGGAGAAGGAGGUAUCUGAGAGUGAUGUGGAUCCUAAUUUCAAGCGCCUCUUCAAGCAGAUUGCUGGCACUGACAUGGAGGUAUCAGUCUUUGAACUGGUUGAAAUUUUGAACAACAUUGUCUCUCACCGGUCUGAUAUCAAGACAGAUGGCUUCAGCCUUGAGACGGGGCGCCUAAUUGUCAGUCUGCUGGAUAAAGAUGAAAGUACCAAGUUGGGACUGAUGGAAUUCCACUUGCUUUGGAGCAAAAUCCAGAAAUACCUGGUGAUCUUCAAGAAGUAUGACACGGACAACUCUGGCACCAUGAGCUCCCACGAGAUGAGAGGCGCCGCCACUGAAGCAGGUUUCAGCAUCAACAGUGCUGUGCUGCAGGCCAUUGUCAGUCGUUAUGCUGAUGCUCAGUAUGCCAUAGACUUUGACAGUUUUGUAGGCUGUCUCAUUAAACUGGAAAUGCUCUUCAAAAUAUUUAAAGCUCUGGAAAGUGCUGACUCAAAGAAGAUUGAGCUGGAUAUGCAACAGUGGCUGUGCCUGGCGAUCUACUAACUCUGGAGACAAGACAAGCAAGGAUUUGUGAUUUCCUUUGUGAUAUCUGCUGGAAGAGGAAGCUCAAUCAGUUAGCAAUAGAUUCGUCAUUCACAAAAACUAAAAGUAAACCCAAUGAAAAAGAUUUUCACAUACAUGUACUGUAUGUUACAAAUGCUUAGAUGGCUUAAAUGUUUUUUGUAAAUUUAAAUAUUUGCUGACAAUAUUUUUAUCAUCAUGUAGUAUUCCAGCCUUGAAUAACUCCUUUAUUUCUUUUCUUUUGUGCAGUAUGGAAAAAUGUUUCCUAUUAGUUGAUGUUUUUGCUAUUUUAGCUGUUGCAAGACUUCUGUCAAAUGAUAGAAAAUAAAGAAACUUUGAAACCA
This is a messenger RNA of Siniperca chuatsi (mandarin fish), 2490 nucleotides long. Its product is annotated as calpain-2 catalytic subunit-like. Gene Ontology annotation, molecular function: calcium-dependent cysteine-type endopeptidase activity; calcium ion binding. Bases 26 to 2128 code for a protein of 700 amino acids. Gene Ontology annotation, biological process: proteolysis. The transcript has 21 exons. Lineage: Eukaryota; Metazoa; Chordata; Actinopteri; Centrarchiformes; Sinipercidae. The record is from RefSeq and is a predicted model, not a curated record. Gene Ontology annotation, cellular component: cytoplasm.